Molecule: messenger RNA, 1521 nt
Organism: Closterium sp. NIES-65
Lineage: Eukaryota; Viridiplantae; Streptophyta; Zygnematophyceae; Desmidiales; Closteriaceae
Source: the annotation of a GenBank genome assembly
AUGGAGGGAUCGGCGACGGAGGGAAAUCACGGAGGCAAUCCCCGCGCCGAGCAUGCCGCAACCAAGGAGUCCGAGGCGGCGGCAACGCAACACCAUCUGACGCUGCUCCAGCCGACCGUGGUCGAAGUUUCUGCAGCCGUGCUGGAUAAGGACAAGGUGGGGGAGCACGAGUCAGUGGGGCUGGUCGGUGGCUCUCCACCUUCUGGUGGACGGGGGAGGCGUAGGCAGAGGAAGAGCGAUGGGGAGGACGAUUAUGACACCGCCGUGCCCGGGGACCUCAUUACGCGGGUGAAGAGGCGGCAGACGACAGGUAGUGCUGACGACGCCGGAGGCGCGGCAGCUGGGACACCGCGAGGCGCCAAGGAAGCUAGUGGCAAGGCGAGCGGUCAAGCAUUGCGCCAGAAGGGCCGACCCGCAGCAAGAAAAGCAUCCGGCGGAAGGAGAGGCAAGAAAGCAGCGAUGGGAACAAAGCCGAAACGGGGCGAUGAAGACCCCGGUGAUGCGGAGGAGGAGGAUGAGGAGGAGGAUGCGGAGGGAGAGGAGGAUGAAGAGGAAGCGGAGGAGGAUGACGCGGAUGAGGAGGAGGAGGAGGAGGAGGAGGAGGAGGAGGAGGAGGAGGAGGAGGAGGAGGAGGAGGAGGAGGAGGCAGAGGAGGAGGAGGAGGAGGAGGAGGAGGAGGAGGAGGAGGAGGAGGAGGAGGAGGAGGAGGAGGAGGAGGAGGAGCAGCAGGGUGACGACGAGGAGGAGGAUGUGGAGGAGGAGGAGGAGGAGGAGGAGGAGGAGGAGGAGGAGGAGGAGGAGGAGGAGGAGGAGGAGGAGGAGGAGGAGGCAGCGGAGGAGGAGGAGGAGGAGGAGGAGGAGGAGGAGGAGGAGGAGGAGGAGGAGGAGGAGGAGAAGGAGGAGGAGGAUGUGGCGCCAGUGAAGGGACGGGGCGGGCGUGGCAGACGGGUGAGUGGUACAGGGAAGGAGGGGGGCCGGACUCGCCCUUCCCGAAAACGCGGGGCAGUUGACGCUGCGCGCGGCGAAGCAUCGGGCAAACCGAAGGCGCGUAAGGUGAAGGUCGAAAGUGAAGGGGUUGGUAAAAAGCAAGGGAGCCAGGGAGCAAAAGGGGAUGGAGGAGGAAAGGGUGGCCGCGCCAAAGGGGUUCCAGUGGGUAACAGCAAGAAAGAACCUGCCGGUAAACGACGCAUCGUCCGCCAAAGCACCCCGCGGAAAGGUGGCAACGAGAAGGCGCAGGCUGCCCCAAAACCGAAGGGACAGCAGAAAGGUGAAAGUGCGGAGCACGAGCAUUUUGUUACACGGGAGGAGUUCCAGGCGCUGCGGUCUGAGAUGUACGCCAUGUUUGCACAGCUCGGCCUGCGUCGUGGAGUACCUGCCAGCUAUGCCGGCGGGUCGGCAGCCCUGCCUAUGGCUGGUACCCCGCCGCCGAUGAGCGCCGUGGACAAGGCACGAGUGCUAGUGUUGCAGGAGACAAACCCAUUCCCGGUAUGUGGCGGGCCACAUGGGGAGGGUUGGGGUUGA